Messenger RNA from Hyaloperonospora brassicae, 1176 nucleotides. Lineage: Eukaryota; Oomycota; Peronosporomycetes; Peronosporales; Peronosporaceae. The record is from the annotation of a GenBank genome assembly.
AUGAUAAGAAGGACAAUGGCUACACUUCCGCCUGUGGCUCGCCUGUCGAUUGCGCCCAUGAUGGACUGGACGGACCGCCACUACCGCUUUAUGAUGCGCAUGAUCACGAAGGAGACGCUGCUGUACACCGAAAUGAUAGUGGACCAAACUCAGCUGCUGCACCAGAAGAAGAACCUCGACUACUUCUUGGGCCAUGACGCCGUCGAAGCUCCACUGGCACUGCAGCUGGGCGGUAAUAGUGUCGAACAUCUUAGUGCUGCAGCACAUCUGAGCCAGUCGUUCGGCGGCUUCUGUGAGAUCAAUCUGAACACUGGAUGCCCUAGUGCACUCGUGUCCAGCCGCUGCUUUGGAGCACGCCUGAUGCUGGACCCGGAUCGAGUGCGGGAGAUCUGUGCUGGUAUGCAGCGCAGUGUCGCAUUGGCAGCAGAGACGGAUCCAGAUCAAGUGCCAGCAGAGGUGACGGUCAAGUGCCGCAUCGGCGUGGACGACUGCGACAGCUACGAGGAGUUGUACCAAUACAUAGCCUCUGUCGCGAAAGCUGGCGUGCGUCACUUCAUCGUACACGCGCGCAAGUGUUUCCUGAAGGGGCUGAGCACGAAGGAUAACCGCACGAUCCCUCCGCUUCGCUACGAGGUCGUCUACCAGCUCAAGCAUGACUUUCCUGAGUUGCAGUUCACGCUCAAUGGCGGCGUACAGAGCAUCCAGCACGCCCGAGAACUUCUGGACACUACAAAUGUAGACGGUGUCAUGAUCGGACGCGCGGCCUAUAACACGCCAUGGAACUUCCGCGACGCCGACCGGUUGAUCUUCAACGCUAAGCGCAACCCGAAUCUGUCACGGCGGGAAAUCAUUGAGCAAUAUCUCACGUACGCCGAGGAGCUGCAGUCGAAGUGGGGGUCCACAACACCGCUGGGUGAGUCGCCUUACACCAUGGCCACAUCUGCAUUGCUGAAGCCGCUGUUGGCUCUUUUCAACGGCGAGAUCGGAGGAAAAGCAUUCAAACGUAGCGUUUCGGCUCAGUGGGCACGAAAGGGGCCACGUCCGGAACUGCGCGACAUGAUCGAAAAUGCCGUAAAGGUUUUGCCCGACGAGGUGCUGGAUGCGCGUGUUGAGGAUGAGCUCGCUGGUCAAGCCUGUCCGCAGAUGGACGACGUGCAGGCAUUAGACUGCUGCUAG